Messenger RNA from Sorex araneus (European shrew), 1483 nucleotides. It is a transcript of the gene SELENOF, whose product is annotated as selenoprotein F. Lineage: Eukaryota; Metazoa; Chordata; Mammalia; Eulipotyphla; Soricidae. The record is from RefSeq and is a predicted model, not a curated record. The transcript has 5 exons. Gene Ontology annotation, cellular component: endoplasmic reticulum lumen. Gene Ontology annotation, molecular function: oxidoreductase activity.
AAGGAACCGUGAGAGGCGCAGAUUGGGGGAGUUUAGCAAAGUGCCUGAUUUGAGUUACCAAACGGACCCGAAGACGUCGUAUAUAUAUUAACUAUAAGGACUCUCCAGCCCCUUUAAGCUUGCUUAUGUCUUCAGGUUAUUACCAAUCUCUGAAGAAUAGGAGCUUUGACGAGAGUGGCCCUAACGUCCGGUUUUGGAUCUGGCUCUGGAGUGGACAGCCCUAGCACAGAGGUCCUCUCUGCAGCGAGACCUACGGAAGAUGGGAACGAUGGCGGGCGGCUCGGGAGCGCGGCUCGGGCCGGCGUUUGGGCUGCGGAUGCUGCUGGCUACUGUGCUUCAAGCGGUGCCUGCCUUUGGAGCUGAGUUGUCAUCGGUGGCAUGCCGAGAGUUGGGAUACUCCAGCAACCUGCUCUGUAGCUCCUGUGAUCUUCUGGGACAAUUCAACCUGCUUCAGUUGGAUCCUGACUGUAGAAGCUGCUGUCAAGAAGAAGCACAAUUUGAAAGUAAAAAGCUAUACGCAGGAGCUAUUCUUGAAGUCUGUGGAUGAAAAUUGGGAAGGUUCCCUCAAGUCCAAGCUUUUGUUAGGAGUGAUAAACCCAAACUCUUCAGAGGACUACAAAUCAAGUAUGUUCGUGGUUCAGACCCCGUACUAAAGCUUUUGGACGACAGUGGGAACAUCGCGGAAGAGCUCAGCAUCCUCAAAUGGAAUACAGACAGCGUCGAGGAGUUCCUUAGUGAAAAGUUGGAGCGCAUUUAAAUCUUGCCCUGUCCUUUUGUGCUACCUGAUUAGAUGAAACACUGCAGCACCUAGACAUGUUAGUUUUGCUUCCUUCCAUUGGUCACCCUUUCACUUGUCAGGCAUUAAACACCUAAUUCGAAUUUAGGAAACAGACUAUGAUAUCUAAGGAGUUGGCAAGCUUACCAAAAAAAGCAUUUUCAUAAAUUUCCAACCUCUGACAUUUGUUGAUGCCACUAACAAAAUGAUUUGUAAUCUAUUUGUAGUUAAUUAUGCAGAUGACAGUUUGUGCUAAUUGGUCCAGUUUUAUGAACAACAGAUUUUUUUUUUAACCAGGGGGGUUAAUAAGGGAGGUGAUUACUGUGCCUCGUGCGCUCUGCUUCUUGAAAGUGAUGACAGAGAACUACAAACCAACUACGACACACUGAGACUCACAGGCUGCCAACAGAUUGCCUGCUCCGCACUCAUAUUUUUGUAUUACCCAGACUUCCUUUCAAUAGCAAUGUUAUGGUCUAUAAUACUCUGCAUAAAAUCAUUAUGGCUUCGUUAUUUGGAAACAGAGUUAAGAUCUGCAGUAAGAAUAAUUUGCACAAAGAUUCGCAUUAAUGAAGGCUACACAGGAAACCUUACUAAGGAUUUGUGUGGAUCUGAUAACUAGCAAAUUUUUGUGCUUUCCAUUCUUAUAAAACUGCCAAUUUAAAAGCCAUCGUUUGUAAGACCAAAGUAUAAUAAAAAGUUUCAAAAAUA